AUGAUUUUCAUGAGCAAACUACAAAAAGGAAGACAUGUUCGUGCUGCCGUUCGUGUUGUUCUUUUCCUUAUUGUCUGGAAAAUAAAAGGUUCAACGUCAAAUUCUUCCGAAGUCAACGUGGAAUUGCCAACAACUAAUGUUGCUAUUCCAAUUCUAGAAAAUGUGGAUGUUCCAAUUCCGGAAAAUGUGGAUGUUUCAAUCUCUCAAACACAAUUUCAAAGAAUUGACCUUGAUUCUUUGGAUUAUGAUCCUGGAACACGCAAACAAAUAUGGGAAUAUCAUGUUAAUCAACGUGAUGAAAUUCGACUGGCUUACAUUAAAAAAGGUCUACACCAACCUCCUCUAGAGACAUUCAAAAAAAGUGGAAAGUGCAAUCAUAGCUUUCAAGCUUCUUGGUUUAGAAAUAAUUCAAAAUGGCUUGACUAUUCUCCUACAACAGAUGCAGCUUAUUGUCUACCCUGCUUUGUCUUUCAUAAUCCAAAUGUGGUUGUGGGACAAAAUACAUUCAUUGUUGGUGGAUUUAGAAAUUGGAAAAAAGUAGUUGAUCAUUUCACUACUGAACAAAUUGCAAAUAAUCGGUUGCAACUGAAGGCCACAAUUUUUAUUGUCCAAUAUCUUGCCUUUCAAGCUAUAGCUUUUAGAGGUCGAGAUAAAAGUUUUAGUUCAUUAAAUCGUGGGAACUUUCAUGAAUCAUUGGGUAUUGUGACUUUUUGGAAUGAGAAGGUUGCUGAAAUAAUAGAAAAAACUCCCAAAAAUGCAACCUACACAUCACCUAGGAUUCAAAAGGAAAUUCUACAUGUUUUCUUAGCCAAAGUGAAGAAGGCCAUUCGGGAAGAAAUUGGUGAUGCAAAGUUUUGCAUAAUGGUUGAUGAAGCUCGUGAUGAGUCCAUGAAAGAGCAAAUGGCUAUGGUUUUUAGAUAUGUUGAUACAGAAGGCUUUGUAGAAGAACGUUUUUUUGGGCUUAUUCAUGUUGUUGACACUGCGGCUUUGACUCUAAAGAAGGGGAUAUAUUCUUUGUUAUCUCAACAUUACUUAGAUAUACAAAAUAUUCGAGGGCAAGGAUAUGAUGGAGCAAGCAACAUGCGAGAUAUGUGGAAUGGAUUACAAGUUUUGAUUUUGAAUGAUUGUCCAUAUGCUUACUACAUCCAUUACUUUGCACAUCGCUUACAAUUGGCAUUAGUAAAAGCAUCAAAACAAGUUGUUCCCAUUUGUCAUUUUUUUCUUACAUUGCUUUUUCUGAUCAAAAUUGUUAAUGCUUCAUGCAAGCGCAAUGAGCAAUUGAAAGUUGCCAAUGCUAAUGAAAUAGCACGUUUGAUUGAUCUUGAAGAGCUUGAGAUUGAAAGUGGACUUAAUCAAAUUGGCACUUUACAACGACUUAUAGAAACACGUUGGAGUUCACAUUUUAGAUCAGUUUCUAGCUUAUUAAGGAUGUUUACUUCAACUGUUGAAGUUUUACAAAAUAUAAUUGAUGAUGCAAUUGAUGGAGAACAUCGGGCAGAAGGAGAGUCAACUUAUGAUGGUUUAACUUCAUUGGAAUUUGUCUUUAUCUUGCAUCUUGAGAAGGAAACUAUGGAGAUUACUGAUCAACUUUGUCAAGCUUUGCAAAGCCAAUCUCAAGACAUUUUAAAUGCCAUGCAUUUAGUUUCAUCUACUAAAGCACUUAUCUAA
Molecule: messenger RNA, 1668 nt
Organism: Quercus robur (English oak)
Lineage: Eukaryota; Viridiplantae; Streptophyta; Magnoliopsida; Fagales; Fagaceae
Exons: 3
Coding region: 1-1668 (555 amino acids)
Source: RefSeq, a predicted model, not a curated record